AGUCAAACGAGGUGUCUCAGUGGCUGGAGAGAACUGAAGCGAUCCAGCUCUGAGGUGCUGGUGGGAGAAGAAACGUACGGUGCAUCCUCACCUGAGGACGAGAGUCCCAGUCUCCUGAGGACCUGGAGAUUCAGUUCACACUUCAGGCAGAAGGGAGAAGAAGCCUCAGUUCCCUGAAGCAACUUUAUUCAAACUCUAACAAGCAUUCAAGGAGCCUGAGCAUGGGGAGUCCAGGUUGUGAGCACACGGGCUGCAGCACACGCUCGCCUGUCUACAUCACUCACCCCCACACUAACCCCAGGGUGGCCUGGCUGGACGAGGCCGAGGACAUCAAACCGCCCCGCAGUUUGCUGGGGCUUCCUGAGCUCAGCUGGCCUGGGGUGUACCUCCCCUGCUACGACCGAUUAGUCAUAGAGGAGAACCCCUGGGUGCUGGGGAUGACAGAGGCCUCCACUCCUGCCGCUCCCUCCUGCAGGACUCUGGAGCAAAGCCCACCUGCCCCCGGCCAGGCCCACGCUUCCUCCCCUGAAGCGGAAGGUCAGGUGGAGGAGCGCUGCCUGGAGCAAGUCCAAACCAUGGUGGUGGGAGAGGUGCUGAAAGAUGUCGACACGGCCUGCAAGCUGCUCAACAUCGCACCAGACCCGUUGGACUGGAGCUGCAUGCAUGUUCAGAAGUGGCUGCUCUGGACAGAGCACCUGUACAGGCUGCAGCAGGUCAGCACCAUGUUUCAGGAGCUGACCGGGAGGGAUCUGUGCUCCAUGACCGAAGCAGACUUCAGACAACGCUCUCUGCAGUUUGGAGACGUGCUGUACGCCCAUCUGGACAUCUGGAGAUCUGCGGCUGCAAUGAAGGAGCGCUGCCCACCAGAAGAGAGCAAGUCUGUAGCGGACGAGGGUUCCUGGUCAGAGGUGAUGUGUAACUACCCCAGUCAGCCCAUCCACUUGUGGCAGUUCCUCCAAGAGCUGCUCCUCAAACCACAUAACUACAGCCGCUGCAUCCGCUGGAUCAACAAAGAGAAAGGAAUAUUUAAAAUCGAGGACUCGGCUCACGUGGCCAGGCUGUGGGGCAUCAGGAAAAACCGUCCGGCUAUGAACUAUGACAAACUGAGUCGCUCCAUACGCCAGUACUAUAAGAAGGGAAUCAUCCGGAAGCCCGACGUAUCCCGCAGACUGGUCUACCAGUUCGUCAACCCUGUAUGAUGGACGAGGAUCAGCCGCUCAGACUGAGCUCAUGGCCAUCCAAAGAUAUGCUGGACAUACAGUCGAAUAACAUGAACUCUGACGCUGUUUGAAUUUGAUGUUUCGUGUCACUUGUAAAGACUGCCUACAGAAACACGCACUCCUGCCUAUGAUAGUUUCACUCUACUUUACAGUUCUUAAAAGAAGUGGAUUUACUUUUGUUUGUCUCUUUAUAGUCUUCAGCACUUGUGUCUCUUUGGUGCAAUGUCCGGUUUCUCAAAUGACCAUUUUUCACCUGACAGUGGAAAAGAGCUUUUUCUCUUUCCUGCAGAGAGUCAGAUGAAAAGACAGCGCACAUGUUUGCGCUCUAAAUACUGGAGGGAGCAGUUAACUUAACAUCGAUUCUGGAAGCCAAUCUACAGCCAGAUCUAUCCAAAGGUAACUAGAAUGGCCCUGAGUGGAGCACAUAACUCCACCAAGGCCCAACACUCCCCUUUUUAUACCACAUAGAAAUGUACUAGAUCUGCAACAAACUGCACAAUAUUAGUACCCAAAACAUGUCUGAUUUUCUUUUGCAUUAAGAUCUGUGAAUUAUUUUCUGAGAAAUUACAGAAAAUGUUGCAAAAAAAUCCACCCUGUUCCAGAUCUGCAGCAAAAUUGAAUGGGUUCUUCCUUGAACCAUACAGCAACCUUCCGUUUUGUGGUAAUCCGCCCAGUAGUUUUUUGUGAUCCUGCUAACAGACAAACAAACAUGGAUUAAAACAUACCCUCCUACACAAAGCGUCCGUGAGCAUACUUGUAUUUAUAUAUGUUAUACUCUAUGCUCUUUGUGUAAUAAGAGGAUUGUGUUUCCGCAUGUCCGUUGCUCGUGCCAAGCUAAGCUAACUGGCUGCUGGCUCCAGUUACAUAUUUAUUUAUUCAUUCUGACAAUUUUUAUCUUCUAAUUAAACUUUUUAUGGAGUUAGUGUAAUUCUCAAAAUGUCAAACUUUUCAUUUAAAAUCUCUUUGUUUUUUUAACAGACUUUUCCAAUUAGUCCAGUAAUUAUUACACAGCAAUGAAAUACGUGGAUAUUUUAUCAAACCUGCAGUGAUUAAUAUUCCUAUGCAUUUCCUCCUUAGAC
Messenger RNA from Paralichthys olivaceus (Japanese flounder), 2299 nucleotides. NCBI's taxonomy places the organism in Eukaryota, Metazoa, Chordata, Actinopteri, Pleuronectiformes, Paralichthyidae. The record is from RefSeq and is a predicted model, not a curated record.